Paramisgurnus dabryanus is the source of this 2147-nucleotide messenger RNA. Lineage: Eukaryota; Metazoa; Chordata; Actinopteri; Cypriniformes; Cobitidae. The record is from RefSeq and is a predicted model, not a curated record.
GAUGUGAUCAGUCUGAAGAUUGUUUUCACACACGAGUGACUGUUCAGAAAACAUCUCAUAAAAAUGUUUCAUAUUUUUGUAAUUCUUAGUUUAUGCUUGUGGCACCUUCCUGGUGUGUUUGGUGUUGAUACAGAUGAAGUGAAGUCUGUGUCUGUGAUGGAGGGAGAUACUGUGACUUUAAACAGUGAUCUUACUGAAAUCCAGGAGGACGAUUUGAUCAUGUGGAUGUGUGGAGAUUCUUGUAUAGCUAAACUCAACACGACAUACCAAAUGAUCUCUGAAGGCAAUGAGAGAUUCGGGGGCCGAAUGGAGCUGGACAGUAUGACUGGAUCGCUCACCAUCAGAAACAUCUCAACCAUAGACGCUGGACAAUAUAAAGCUCAGAUCAUUGGAGAAAAAGUGACAAGGAAAACGUUCAAUGUUACUGUCAAUGCUCGUCUUCCUGUUCCUGUCAUCAUCAGUUAUUGUCCACAAAAUCCUCCAUCAUCGGAAAUAUCAUCAGUUUCAAAAUGUGUGUUAAUGUGUUCAGUAUUAAGUGUGAGAGAUGCGACUCUCUCCUGGUACAAAGGAACCAGUUUAUUGUCCAGCGUCCAUGUAUCUGAUCUCAACAUCAGAUCUCUACCUCUGGAGAUUGAAUAUCAGGAUACAAACACAUACAGCUGUGUACUCAACAAUCCCAUCAGUAAUCAGACUCAACAUCUCAACAUCCCUAAACUCUGUCAGCCGUGUUCAGAUUGUGUCUGCUGUUGUGGUACUACUGAAGCUGUGAUCCAGUUGGUCAUUUCAGUUCUGGUGGGCGUGGCUACUGUUGUUGUUUUAGUUUAUGACAUCAUGUCCAGAGGAGCUGAACAGCAAAGAGGGCAAACAAGGGCUUCUACUUUUCUAGGUCACUAAUGUGUGUUUUUAUUAUAAGAGGAGCCUUUAGCGUGCAUAUUUUAACAAUAACAAUCAUAUUUUGAUUUAGCAACAAUGUGCUUACACAAUGAUUUCUCUUGUUGUGGUUUAGUAAUGUGGGUGGUGACCUGCAUCUGUGUCACUUUCUGUGUUAUAACCUGUAGGAGCAAGAACAGGAAGUUGUUUUGCAAAAAAAAAAAACUUGUUACUUCUGAAAAACUGUGACCCCUUACCAUCAGUCACACCUUAAAACUUUGCUGUAGUUAUGCAAAUGUUUGUCAGUAACUUACUGUAGAAUUAAAUGCAUAUUAUUUACUGGCAACCGUUUGUUCAAAGUUAAAUAAACAUUAACCAUUAACAAGUCUUUAUCCUCACAGAAUAAAACAAUAAAAUUACAGCCUCAUGCAAAGCAUUUAACCAGAAAUCCUCAUCAACCUUUAUCUGUUUUUUUCCUUCAGAUUUUGGUUCCCAGAAUGCUUUGCAUGAGUCUGUUAUUUUAGUUUUAUUCUGUAAAGAUAAAAACUUGUUAAUGUUUAAUAUUUAUUUAACUUUGAACAAAUGGUUGCUAGUAAAUAACAUAAAUCAAAAUCUACAGUAAGUUACUGGCAAACAGCUGGCAGUAAUACUGUAAUUUCUACAGAAAUGUUUUACUCUAUCUUACCGUAUGCCAGGAUUUUAUGUUACAGUUAACAAAAGCUUUAUUUCUGUCUUUGAAUAAAUCAAUUAAUAUUUUUAAUAGAUGAAAUUACACUUUUUAGACAAUUUAGAUAACAUUUUUUGCUUUUGCUAUAUGUGAGCAAAUUCAUAUAUUAAGAUAAUUAUUUUUACACAUCAUAACACUACUGAUAUUAUGAAAAUUUGCAAUCAUACCCUGCAGUAUGGCAUGCUUUCUGUCAUUUUUAUACUGUUUUAUACUUCUUAUGUCUGUAUUGUUUGUUAAAAAUACAUAGAAAUAAUAAACUAUAGAAAUAAUCAGAAUAAUGUAGAUUUUCUUUCCUGUCAUGACCGAAUAUUGAUUGUAAUAUUUAUAAUUCCAUUAAAGGCAUCAUGCUUUAUCAGAAAAUUAAAACUCAUGCACAAAAAACUCAUAAUGCAUUGGCGUGUGAAAAUAAAUAAUUUACAUCACUGCGAUAUUUAACCCUUGUGCAUUUGCAUGGACAUUUUUUGUCCUUUUCAAUGUAUUUAUUUUUGUAAAUUUGGCUGUGUUAAUGCAAACAGCAGAACAUUUGCUAAAGCUGUGCAUUUUUAUUAAA